Messenger RNA from Diaporthe citri, 1587 nucleotides. RefSeq lists its product as uncharacterized. The record is from RefSeq and is a predicted model, not a curated record. NCBI's taxonomy places the organism in Eukaryota, Fungi, Ascomycota, Sordariomycetes, Diaporthales, Diaporthaceae. The transcript has a single exon. The coding region runs from base 1 to 1587 and encodes 528 amino acids.
AUGACCACCCCGCACAAGCCAACAAUAGCAAUAGCAGGCCUAGCAAUCGAGACCUCGACCUUCCACCCAGGCCGCACAGAGGCAGAGGCCUUCCACCCCCGCCGCGGCACAGCCGAGAUAACAGCCUACCACGCCGCGGUCAUCGGCCCAGGCACACCGCUAAGCAAUGCCGCAAACUGGAAGGGCGCCCUCAUAGGGCACGCCCUGCCGGGAGGACAGGUCCUUCUCACAGCCUACCAGCAGCUCGAGGCAGACCUGCUGGCGCGGUUGCGCGCCAUCGUCGAGGAGCACGCCGCCGAGAACGCCGGCCGGCCCCUCGACGGGCUGUGGCUCGACAUCCACGGCGCGAUGUGCGUGGCGGGCCCAGUGCGCGACGCCGAGGCCACGCUGCUGCGCAAGGUGCGGGACGUCGUGGGGCCGGAGUGUGUGGUGAGCGCGAGCAUGGACCUGCACGGGAACGUCUCGCGCGAGCUGGCGCACCUGUGCGACCUGAUUACGUGCUACCGGACGGCGCCGCACGUCGACGUCGUCGAGACGCGGGUGCGGGCGUGCGAGAACCUGCUCGAGGUGCUGGGGAUGAAGGAGGCCGUCGGGGGCAGGGGGGAAUUCAGGCCGGUCAAGGCGUGGGUGCCGCUGCCGAUCUUGUUGCCUGGGGAGCAGACCAGCACGCGCGACGAGCCGGCGAAGUCGAUCUACGCUGCUGUGCCGGGCGUCGAGGCCACGGACGGCGUGCUCGAUGCGGCGGUGUGGGUGGGCUACGCGUGGGCCGACGAGCCGCGGAACCGGGCUGCGGUGGUGGUUACGGGGUGGGACGAGGGCGCGGUGGCCAGCGGGGCGGAGAAGCUGGCACGGCUGUUCUGGGAGAGCAGGGAGGAGUUCCACUUUGUCGCGCCGACGGGGAGCAUGGCCGAGUGUCUGGACACGGGCCUCACGAGGAUCAAGGACGAGACGAAGCGGCCGUUCUUCAUCAGCGACUCGGGCGAUAAUCCCACUGCGGGCGCCAGUGGGUAUGUCACCUGGGGCCUGGCGAGAGUGCUGGAAAGGGAGGAGUUCAAGCAGCCGGACGGCCCGCAGGUGAUUUACGCCAGUGUGCCGUGCGCCGGGUGCGUCAAGGAAUGUGUCCGGCAGGGGGUCGGGGCUAUGGUGACGGUGACGGCCGGCGCGGGCAACGAAGCCGAACUCGACGCCCCGUUGACGAUGACAGGGCGGGUACACAGUAUCAAGCUUGGCGACAAGGACGCCAAGACGGAGGUCGUCCUGCAGGUGGGCAGUGUGUUCGCCAUCUUGACAGAGGAAAGGAAGCCGUACCACAAGGAGAAGGACUUCACUGAUCUUGACCUCGAGCCACGGAAAGCCGACAUUGUUCUUGUCAAGAUAGGGUAUCUUGAGCCAGAACUCUACGACAUGGCCAAGGACUGGAUGCUGGGCCUCACACCUGGAGGGGUGGACCAGGAUUUGAUCAGGCUGGGCCACAAGGAGAUCAGGAGGCCGAUGUGGCCAUUUGACAAGACCUUCGAGAAGGAGCCGGAUCUGUCGGCUAGGAUCAUAGCGAUGUCCAACGAACCGCUGGACGGUCCGGACGAGUAG